CUCUUGCCUGCUGCCAUGUAAGAUGCGUCUUGCUUCCACUGCACCUUCCACCAUGAUUGUGAGGCCUCCCCAGCCAUGUGGAACUGUGAGUCAAUUAAACCUCUUUCCUUUCCCCUGUCCUCUUUCUGGGGCAGCCCGCGGCACCAGCACCAUGCUCUUCUGUUCUUUUUUCAGGUCCCUUGUGGGCAAGCAUGUGGUCGUGGAACUCAAGAAUGACCUGAGCAUCUGUGGAACCCUCCAUUCUGUGCAUCAGUAUCUCAACAUUAAACUUACUAAUAUUAGUGUCACAGACCCUGAGAAAUAUCCUCGUAUGUUAUCAGUGAAGAACUGCUUCAUUCAGGGCUCAGUGGUCCGAUACAUGCAGUUACCAGCAGACGAGGUCCACAAACAGUUGCUACAGGAUGCAGCAAGGAAGGAACCGCUGCAGCAGAAACAGUGGUGGCUCCUCCUCCUCUUCCCCCGCUUCCUCUUUCAUUAGUGACCCCAAGUCCCAGCCUGAACCCCUAACGCCCAAUACUUGAAGAGGUUUUGUUUCUUUACUAAUGAUGGUUUUGUGGGGUUUUUUAAGGGAUGAGUAGAUGAGAGGAAUAAUAGAGAACAGCUAUCCUCUGUUGAGAAGGUGAGAAAAAGCAGGCUGGGAAACUUCAAAGCCUUCCAGUCCCCAGCACCUGGCCUUUCUUGCUACUUCCCUGGAGAUGGUGGAAGAGUUUCCUAGGUCUUUCCAGGGCAGCAUGUGAUUCAUUUGGAGAUGGAAGGAAUCUGUCCCACAUCGGGAAUAACAUUUAUGAUGCAGGGCUCAUCGAUUCCCAUUUAAUGUUGCAAUGGAUUGAAUGUUUGUAUGCUGCCAAAAUUCAGAUGUUGAAAACCCCUAAUACAAUGGUAUUAGGAGGUGGGGGCCUUUGGAAGGUAAUUAAGUCAUGAAGGUAGAGCCCUUAUCAAUGGGAUUAGUGCCAUUAUAAAAGAGAUCCUGGGGAGCUCUUACCCUCUUUCUGCCACAUGAGGAUACAAUGAGAAGACAGCAGUCUGCAGUCUGGAAGAGGGUCCUCAAAAGAACCCAAUCAUGCUGGCACCCUGAUUUCAGACUUACAGCCUCCAGAACUGUGAGAAAUAAAGUCUGCUCUUUAUUAAAUCACCUAGUCUAUGGCACAUUGUUACAGCAGACCAAACUGACCCAGACAAAAAUUUAACACCCAGUUGUAAUAACAGCUAGAGUAUAAAUGAGAAAAGUAGCCCUCUAAAAUUUGACGUGGUAUAAUAGAAUAGAUGAUGUUGCCAUUCACUGAAAUAAAGAAUACUAAGAGUGAACUAGGUUAGGCUGAGUUUGGUUGGGUUGUAUUGAGAUUUUUAAGUCAGCCUUUAGACAUUGGGAAUUUAGGAUACUUCUAAGACAUUCACAAAGGCAUGUCAAGUAGGCAAUUGGUUACAUGGCCACAGAGUUCAGAAAAUAAAUCUGAGAGAGAGUAAUAAAUGGGUCAUCUUCACCAGAUCACUUAGGAAAAAAGUUCAGGGAGAGGAGUGAGACAGCCUAGGGCCAUGCCUUCCAUAACUCUAAAAUGGAUUGGCUGAGCGGAAGAGAAUGGGUUUGCAAAGGAGUGGCCAGAAAGAGAGGAUUAAGAUCCGGCAUUUUGAGUUCCAAAGGCGAAGGGAAAAGAAAAUAAAUGAAGUCAGUAAAUUCAGAUACUAUUAAGAGGUCAAGUAAGAGAGUUUCUAAAUUUAGCUAGCAUUGUAGACGUCAUUGUGAUCUCAGAGCUACCCAUUUCCAUAGCGAUAGGGCAAAAAGCCAGACUUUGAAAACUAAGUGGGAAUUGAGGAAAUGAGUGAGCAUAAUCACUCUUGGAACAAGUUUGAACUAAGAAAACAGAAAGCAAAGAUAGUACUUGGGAAAAAAUAUGGAGAUUUAAAAAGGAUUAUUUGGGAUGGGUAGGGAGGUGGAGAUUGUUUUUCAGAGUCAAGACUUAAGUAUAUUUUAAAAGUGAGCACAAGGACCCACUUGGGAAGGAAAGGUGAACAUAAUACAUAAAUUAUGUAAAAUCUGAGAAAGUAGAGAUGAGAAAAUACAAAAAAACAAAAAAAAAA
Messenger RNA from Symphalangus syndactylus (siamang), 2076 nucleotides. Its product is annotated as U6 snRNA-associated Sm-like protein LSm2. Gene Ontology annotation, molecular function: RNA binding. Lineage: Eukaryota; Metazoa; Chordata; Mammalia; Primates; Hylobatidae. Gene Ontology annotation, cellular component: catalytic step 2 spliceosome; P-body; precatalytic spliceosome. Gene Ontology annotation, biological process: mRNA splicing, via spliceosome. The record is from RefSeq and is a predicted model, not a curated record.